AAAGUCAAUGUGUGUACUGGAAACCAGAAUUAACUGUAAAUUUGUGGAAGUCAGAUGGGUGUAAAAGGAAAUACUCAGAUUCUAACCGCUUGAUUUGUGAAUGCGACCAUCUCACUGCCUUCGCUACUAUGGACAUUUCGGGGAGACGCUGGUUAAGCAAAGCUGAGCAGGGCGCUUUGGAGAUAAUAUCUACAGUUGGUUGUUCGCUAUCAUUGGCUGGUGUGAUAUUGACGAUAUUUGCCCACGUGUUGCAGUGGAAAAAAAUCCACAGAAAUGUCACAAGCAAAGUUCCUUCUAAAGUUCUCGUGAAUCUCUGUGUUGCCAUCGGAAUGACAAAUGUAUUUGCUAUUCUUGCAGGACCCGCACGUAAUGAAGAGACAUUCUGCAUAGUCACCUCUAUUUUAUUGUACUUUUCUGUACUCGCGUCAUUUGGAUGGAUGUUAUGCGAGGGAGUUGUGAUCCACCGGCAACUUGUCAAUGUGUAUGCAAGUUUGAGCCUGGGGGGAAAGUAUAUGAAGGCCUUUUACGCCAUUGGCUGGGGACUUCCAGUGAUCAUGGUCGCUGUGUUAGUCGGAAUAAAUCGCCCAGAUGAUUUUAUAUCAGAACACUCAUGUUGGUGCCGUGCUGGAGGUGCGCUGUUUUGGACUUUUGUCGCUAUCAUUGGACUAAUAUUUCUGAUCAACAUUUCUAUAUUCGUUCUGGCUUUACGAAAUACUUUAUCGUCCAGGGCAGUAAGCAUAAACCACACUGAUGCUGAUAGCAAGCUAAGGAAAGCAGAAAUCGUUCUCAAAGGUUCUGCUGUUCUUCUCCCAAUACUUGGUCUAACCUGGGUGUUUGGUUUGCUGGUAUUCAAUCGAGAAACGAUUAUGUUCAAAUAUUUAUUCGCAAUAUUUAACUCUCUACAAGGAUUGAUGAUAUUCGUUUUCCAUGUGCUUCUAAAUGUAAAGUUCCGCAAUGCUUUCUCUAAAGAAGAUAGGAGUUACACUGAAAGAAGCCACAACUACGCUAUGGUCCGAAAAAAUAAUACCUACAGCAGUCCCAGCAAUGGAAACUACUAUGGUCCUGCUCCAGGGGUAACUUUGAGCGAAACGUUGAGCCGCUCCUCGCCAAUGAUGAGCCGAAAAAAUAAUUCUACAGAGAAGAUUGAUGCAAUGACAGCUUAAAAUUCGAAAAUAAGAAAUGACAAUGCCGACUGUACAAUACCGAGUAAAAAAGAAUCGCCUUUUUGAAGAUAAUUCUCCGUGCCUGGUCUGACGGUACUCGACCGGCUGUGUUUAGACAUGACAUCUUGAAGGCCUGACCAUACAGUGUAUAGUGUACAGUAUGUUAUGAGAUAGAUCUGGCUCAGUUUCGGAUCACACUUUUUGUUUCGCAUUAGCUGAAUUAAGUAUUAUUUAAAACAUGCGAAGGAGUCUUGUCGUAUUUAAAACGCGAGGUCAAAAUAAAUCACUUCAAAUACGCCGCGCGCAUUGUUGUUUAGAAAUAAAUUUGCACCGUGUAUGCAAGAGGUAAUUAGGAUGAAAGUACAUUUCAUAAAUAAUGCUCAUGCAUGAACGUUACAAAUUAUAUAAUGUUGCAUCCUAAUUAGACAGCAUUCAUGGUACUUUAUAUCAGGUAUGAA
Messenger RNA from Dendronephthya gigantea, 1621 nucleotides. RefSeq names its product adhesion G-protein coupled receptor D1-like. The transcript is spliced from 7 exons. Gene Ontology annotation, biological process: adenylate cyclase-activating G protein-coupled receptor signaling pathway; cell surface receptor signaling pathway. Gene Ontology annotation, cellular component: membrane. The record is from RefSeq and is a predicted model, not a curated record. Gene Ontology annotation, molecular function: G protein-coupled receptor activity. NCBI's taxonomy places the organism in Eukaryota, Metazoa, Cnidaria, Anthozoa, Malacalcyonacea, Nephtheidae. Bases 129 to 1163 code for a protein of 344 amino acids.